Molecule: messenger RNA, 1835 nt
Organism: Impatiens glandulifera
Lineage: Eukaryota; Viridiplantae; Streptophyta; Magnoliopsida; Ericales; Balsaminaceae
Product: cytochrome P450 78A6-like
Exons: 2
Coding region: 38-1615 (525 amino acids)
Molecular function (GO): heme binding; iron ion binding; oxidoreductase activity, acting on paired donors, with incorporation or reduction of molecular oxygen
Source: RefSeq, a predicted model, not a curated record
UCUCUAAUCUCUCUCACUCAAACACAGUUUCUCCAUUAUGGCAACAAUGGCGGAAAGUGUCUGGAUUUUCGAACUAGCCGCCAAAUCCAGCGGUUUAACUUCCAACAGUGCCAUUUUUCUUCUCUUCUUAACUACCCUUCUUCUCUGGAUAUCCAUAUCCCUUCUUAACUGGUCUUUUCCCGGCGGCCCUGCUUGGGGAAAGUUCAGAUUCCGAUCAAUUCCUGGUCCAAGAGGAAUACCCAUAAUUGGAAGCAUCAAUCUUUUAACCGGUUUAAGUCACCGGAAAAUCGCUGCUGCCGCCGCCAAAUUCAAUGCCAAGAAACUAAUGGCUUUCAGCAUCGGCGAAAACAGAGCAAUUGCCAUUUGUGAUCCAAACAUAGCUAAAGAAAUGCUCAAUAGCUCUGUUUUCAUGGACCGUCCAUUUAAAGAAUCAGCUUAUGGACUUUUGUUCAAUAGAUCAAUUGGAUUUGCACCCUAUGGUGUUUAUUGGCGUACCCUUCGUCGGAUCGCCGCAACCCAUCUUUUCUCGCCGGUGCAAAUUAGAAAUUCUGAGGAUUUAAGGUUGAAAAUCGCCGAUGAGAUGGUUGUGGGUUUGGCCGGAGAAGGUUGUAUUGAAGUCAGGCAUGUGAUUCGACGGGCUUCUUUGAAUAAUAUGAUGUGCUCUGUUUUUGGCCGGAGUUUUGGCCGGAAAGAUGGGUGUUUGGAGAAGGAAUUGGGAGAAUUGGUGGAUGAAGGUUAUGAUCUUCUUGGGAUGGUGAAUUGGUCCGAUCAUCUUCCUUGGUUACGUCAAUUUGAUUUGCAGGGAAUUCGAUCAAGAUGCGAGAAAAUUGUACCUAGGGUGAACCGGUUCGUGAACCGGAUCAUCGACGAUCAUCGAGGUAAACUUAGUUCAAAUGAUAAGAGUGAUUUCGUCGACGUUUUACUUAAUCUUCCAGAUUCGGAUCAAUUGUCAGAGUCUGACAUGGUUGCUGUUCUUUGGGAAAUGAUAUUUCGUGGUACGGACUCAGUCGCGGUAUUGAUCGAAUGGGUGCUAGCAAGAAUGGUAAUGCACAAGGAAGUUCAAUCGCGUGUCCAUGCUGAGCUGGACAAAGUGGUGGGACCAUCUCGUGUCGUCGAGGAAUCCGAUGUGUCAAACCUAGUCUACCUUCAAGCCGUGAUGAAAGAGGUCUUAAGACUACACCCGCCGGGCCCACUCCUAUCGUGGUCCCGGUUAUCGAUAACCGACACUCACUUAGGCGGUUAUUUAAUCCCGGCAGGGACCACCGCGAUGGUCAACGUGUGGGCCAUCAUGCGUGACCCGGAUGUGUGGACGGAUCCGACAGAGUUUAAGCCGGAGAGAUUUCUAUUGGAUUCGAAUCUCGUAGAAAUGUCUGUUAUGGGGUCAGAUAUGAGAUUAGCACCGUUUGGGGCAGGUGGGCGCGGGUGCCCGGGUAAGGCGUUAGGGUGGAAUACUUCUAUUGUGUGGGUGGCGCGGUUAUUGCAAGAAUUUGAGUGGGGACCGACAACGGAAGGAAAGACGGUGGAACUAACCGAGGUUUUGAAGUUGUCUUGCGAAAUGGCGAAUCCGUUGAAUGUGAAGUUGACUCGCCGAAAAAAGUGUGACUUGUCUUUCUAAAAUUAUCGACCGAAGAAUGUGUGAUGUGUAUCAAGAAGUAUGCUUGUUCAUAAGGUUUGAUAGUAAGAUAGUUUGAUCAAUUUAGAGGAAAAUAAAUUAUAGUUUGAUCAAGAUUCUAGUCAAGUAAAAGUUUCUUCAUUUGGAAUUGAUUGAUGUAAAAUGUAUAUGCAGUAUUAAUGAAGUGUGAAUUAAAUAUUGCAUGUUGAAAAUGAUUAUUUUA